AUGGCCGCCCAGAGACGGCUCGCAUGCUGCUUUAAUCCCCCGGAGCGACUUGAGGGUCCGGAGCCCGCUCCUGCCCGUGCCUGCGUGUCGCAGCUGGGCCCGCCGCACGUGGCCCCGGGCCGGAGCCCCGCCGGUGAGCAGCCGGUGAGCAACCGGGAAGCAGCCGGGAAGCAACCGGGAAGCAGCCGGGAAGCGGGCAAGGGCCGGGAGCGCCCGCCUCAGUUCUCUGCCUCCUGCCUCUGCCCAGUCACCUUCACGCUGGUGGGCAGAAUGGGCUCCCCCGUAGCCAGGCCGGGUGCCAGGGUAUGGCUGCGGGAGCAGGACCAGCUGCAGCCAUGCACUGUUGGCUCAUGUGCCGAUGGAAACGUGCUCUUCACCUCCGAUUAUGGCACGGUAUUCCAGUACCCCAAGGCCUCCCUUUCCAGAGACAAGGUCUUGCCAAUGCACCAGACCAGCGUUGAUGGGGUAGAAGACAUGUCCAUGCUGGGAGAUCUGCAUGAAGCUGCCAUCCUGCUUAACCUGCACCAGCGCUACCAACAGGGUAACAUCUACACAAACAUUGGUUCCAUCUUGGCAUCAGUAAAUCCCUACAAACCCAUCCCUGGUCUGUACAGUGUGGAUGCCAUAGACCUGUACAGACAGCACCGCCUGGGUGAGCUGCCUCCCCAUAUCUUCGCCACCGCUAAUGAGUGCUACUGCUGCUUGUGGAAGCGUCAUGACAGCCAGUGUGUUCUGAUAAGCGGAGAAAGUGGAGCUGGAAAGACUGAGAGCACCAAGUUGCUGCUGAAGUUUCUGUCAGCCAUGAGCCAGACCUCCCUCGGGGCCCCUGCGUCUGAGAAGAGCACUCGUGUGGAAGAAGCCAUCCUGGAAAGCAGCCCCAUUCUGGAGGCGUUUGGAAAUGCCAAGACAGUUUAUAACAACAACUCCAGCCGCUUUGGGAAGUUCAUCCAGCUGCACUUCUCUCAACAUGGACACAUCCAGGGAGGCCGAGUAACUGAUUAUUUGCUGGAAAAGAACAGAGUGGUACACCAGAACCCCGGAGAGAGGAAUUACCACAUCUUUUAUGCUCUGCUAGCUGGUGUGAGCGGGGAGCAGAAAGAGAGCCUCUCCCUCUCUGAGCCAGAGACUUAUCGCUACUUGAACCAGUCUGGUUGUGUGACUGAUGAGAACCUGAAUGACAUAGAGAUGUUCAGUAAGGUCAUGACUGCCAUGAAGGUGGUGGACUUCAGCACUGAGGAAAUCAGAGACAUCUUCAAACUUCUUUCUGGCACACUUCAUCUGGGAAAUGUUGAAUUCAUGACAGCUGGCGGGGCCCAGGUUACAACGAAAGCGGUGCUGAACAUUGCCAGUGACCUCCUGGGCUUAGACGCUUUCCAGCUUUCCGAAGUACUGACGCAGAGGUCCAUGAUUCUGCGUGGGGAAGAGAUCAGCUCCCCUCUCACUGUGGAGCAGGCAGCUGACUCCAGGGACUCCCUCUCUAUGGCACUGUAUUCCCAGUGUUUUUCAUGGCUCAUUAGCAAGAUUAAUACGAAGAUCAAAGGCAAGGAAAACUUUAAGUCUGUGGGCAUCCUGGAUAUCUUUGGCUUCGAGAACUUUCAGGUGAAUCGUUUCGAGCAGUUUAACAUUAACUACGCAAAUGAGAAACUCCAGGAGUAUUUCAACAAACACAUCUUCUCCUUGGAGCAGCUGGAGUACAACAGGGAAGGGAUAAACUGGGAAGCCAUUGACUGGAUGGAUAACGCAGAGUGCCUGGACCUUAUCGAGAAGAAACUGGGUCUUCUGGCUUUGGUGAAUGAAGAGAGUCGGUUCCCCAAAGGCACAGACAACACCCUUCUGGAAAAACUUCACAGCCAGCAUAUGAGCAACCACUACUAUGUGAAGCCUCGGGUAACAGACCAUCAGUUUGGCAUAAGACAUUAUGCUGGGGAGGUGCUAUAUGAUGUGAGAGGCUUUCUGGAGAAGAACAGAGAUACCUUCCGAGAUGACGUUUUAAACAUGCUGAAAGACAGCAGGCUGGACUUCAUCUAUGACCUUUUUGAAAGAGUCUGCAGUCGUUGCAGUGAAGAGACACUGAAGAUGGGCACCCAGAGGCGCAGACCGACUGUCAGUUCCCAGUUCAGGGAUUCUCUCCAUUCGCUGAUGGCCACGCUUAGUACUUCCAAUCCAUUCUUCAUCCGCUGCAUCAAACCAAAUACAGAAAAGGCACCGAACCUCUUCAAUCCAGAUGUGGUGCUAAACCAGCUCCGGUACUCAGGGAUGCUGGAGACAGUGAAAGUUCGGAGAGCAGGUUUCCCUAUACGGCGCCUUUUCCAGGACUUUCUCAGCAGGUACAAGAUGCUUGUGAAGGGGCCAAGUUUCUCAGACAACAGCAAAGCUGUAUGUGCAGGCUUUCUUCAGACCUACGACAGCAGCAAGAAAGAAUGGCAGUUGGGUAAAACCAAGGUUUUCCUGAAGGAAGCUCUUGAGCAGAAGCUGGAGAAGGAUCGGGAAGAGGAGUUGAGGAAAGCAGCUAUAGUCAUCCGGGCCCACGUCUUGGGCUACAUGGCAAGGGAAAAGGAGCAACUGAAAGUGCUACUCCAGGUGGCUCAGGUGGAAGCAGUAAAGACUGAGGAGGUAGAUAUUCCCCUGCAAGAAGAAGAGAGACGUCAGAUGGAGGAGAUCUUAAGAUUGGAGAAGGAGAUUGAGAAGUUGCAGCAACAGAAGGAGGAUCACAUGUCUAUAAUCUGUGAAAACACCAGGAAUGAAAUCAAUCGGCAGCGAGAAGAAGAGAUCCAGAGGCUGGAAAAAGAGGCAUCGAGGGUUGCCCAGGAGUUCUUGGAGCUGCUGGAUUUUGGCAAUCUGGAUGAAAGUGUGCAGAACUUAGAGCGCUCACUUUCUAGUGAGGGGACACUCAACAUUGACUGCAGCCUGGUGGCACCACUAGCUGAAGAAGAAGUGGAUGAGGGUUUUCACGCUGAUGACGAAGGACGACCAGCUUCCAGUUUGGUGGUCUUGAAUCAGCAUGGCACAAGAAACAGCAGUAAUUACUCAGAGGAAGGUGCGGACACAAGCCUUUCACUUCUCCAAAGGGAGGUGGGAGAGGUGGUCCCUGCUCCAGGACAACCUGUGGAAAGAACCGCUAGCCCCAAGGAGCAGAGAGCCCUACCUGACCCAGCAGAAAGCAUUUACAGCACUGUCUCAGAUACGCAGAGGAGUAAGAGCGGAGAGGUGGGAGAGACGAUUUACACUUCCCCCCCGGAUGUGGAGUCUGACUAUGACCAUGAGGAGUUCGAUGGCUGUGGAGAUGGAGGUAGCGCCUCAGCUGAGCCCCUGAACGGUGAGGAAGGUCUGAGACACUCCCAUGGUACCAGCCUGGACUCCAACCGUGGCAGCCUGGACUCGUUUCUGGACAGUGAAGAAGAAGAAGUGGAUGUUUACAUUGAUACAGAUGAAGAGUUUUGUAAUGGGCGAGUCACUAUCUUCAAUGGCUCAGGACCACCCUAUUUUCACAGCUAUCUCUACAUGAAGGGAGGUCUCAUGAACCCAUGGAGGCGGCGCUGGUGUGUUCUGAAGAACGAGGCCUUCAUGUGGUUCCGCACCAAGCAAGAGGCACUGAAGUCCGGCUGGCUCUAUAAAAAGGGUGGAGGCAUGUCAACACUUUCACGCCGCAACUGGAAACGCCGUUGGUUUGUGCUUCGAGAAUCCAAGCUGAUGUACUUUGAGAAUGAUAGCGAGGAAAAGCUGAAGGGGACAAUUGAUAUCAGAAGGGCAAAGGAGAUUGUGGACAUUCAUGAAAAGGAGAAUGCCUUGGACAUAGUGACAGAAGACAGAGUUUAUCACAUCGUCGCAGAGUCACCAGAAGAUGCCAGCGGUUGGUUUAAUGUCCUGAGCCGAGUGCACAGCGCUACAGCACAGCAGCUGAGAGAAAUGCAAGAUGAACAGGCCAAUCCAAAGAAUGCUGUGGGAACCCUGGAUGUUGGGCUUAUUGACUCUGUCUGUGCUUCAGACAAUCCUGAUAGACCGAAUUCUUUUGUGAUCAUCACAGCAAAUCGAGUGAUUCACUGCAACAGCGACACCCCUGAGGAGAUGCAUCACUGGAUCUCCCUGCUGCAGAAACCAAAAGGCGAAUCUAAGGUCGAUGGCCAGGAAUUCCUUGUGAGAGGCUGGCUUCAUAAAGAGGUUCAGAGCAGCAACAAGAUGUCCUCUCUGAAGAUGAAGAAACGCUGGUUUGUUCUGACAAACACUGCCCUCGAUUACUACAAGUCAUCUGAGCGCACAGCUGCCAAGCUUGGCACGCUUGUGCUCAAUAGCCUCUGCUCUGUAGUGCAGCCCGAUGAGAGAGUCUUCAAAGACACAGGCUAUUGGAACAUCAUUGUCCAUGGGCGAAAGCACUCCUACAGACUGUACACGAAGCUGUUGAACGAAGCUAUGCGCUGGGCCUCUGCCAUUCAAGGUGUCAUUGACAGCAAAGUUCCCAUAGAAACACCUACACAGCAACUAAUUCGUGACAUCAGGGAAAACAGCACCAACUUUGAAGUAGUCGAACAGACGUAUAGGAGGAACCCAAUCUUGCGAUAUACCCAGCACCCAUUGCAUUCCCCAUUGCUCCCGCUACCGUAUGGAGAUGUUAGUGUCAACUUGCAACAAGAGAAGGGUUACAGCAGCUUACAGGAUGAAGCAGUGAAGAUCUUUAACUCCCUUCAGGAAAUCGAGACAGUGUCUGACCCCAUACCCAUUAUCCAAGGCAUUCUGCAGACCUGCCAUGAUUUAAAGCCCCUUCGUGAUGAAGUCUACUGUCAGCUCAUCAAACAAACUAAUCACAUGCCACAUCCCAACAGUACUGGGAACCUGCACCACUGGCAGCUGAUGUCAUGUAUGAGCUGCACUUUUCUGCCCAGUAGAGGGAUCCUUCGCUACCUCAAGUUCCACCUUCGAAGGGUAAAAGACCUCUUUCCAGGCUCAGAAAUAGACAGGUAUGCGCAGUUCAUAAGUGAUUCCCUGAAGAGAACAAAGACGAGGGAGUUCGUGCCCUCCCAGGAGGAAAUACAAGCUCUUCUCACCCGUGAAGAAAUGACCACAACAGUGUACUGCCAUGGCGGUGGCUCCUGUAAAAUAACCAUCAAUUCCCACACAAGCGCUGGGGAGGUGGUUGAAAAGCUGAUCCGAGGUUUAGCAAUGGAGGACAGCCGUAAUAUGUUUGCGCUCUUUGAACACAAUCAGCAGGUGGACCGUGCUGUUGAGAGUCGGGUGAUUGUGGCUGAUAUCUUGGCCAAGUUUGAGAGACUUGCUGGCUCUGAAGAAGAAGAGGAGGAAGGACAGUGGCAGCUGUAUUUCAAGCUUUAUUGCUUCUUGGAUAUUGAGAAUGUUCCCAAAGAUGGGGUGGAGUUUGCCUUCAUGUUUGAGCAGGCUCAUGAAAGCCUCAUAGAUGGUCACUUUCCUGCACCAGAGGACACUCUGCAGCGCCUAGCAGCUCUACGGCUGCAGUACCUUCAUGGAGAUUAUUCUAAAAUAAGUUGGACUCUGGAUGGAAUCUACCCAGUUAACAGACUAAAAUCCAAAAUACUGCACUCAACAAAGAGCAGCGGCACUACCAGUCACACUCUGGAGAGGAGACGGACCAGCUUCCUUGAAGGGACAUUGAAACGUGGCUUCAAGACAGGCUCUGUAAAGAAGCAGAAGGUAGAAGAGGAGCAGAUGAUGGAGAUGUGGGUAAAAGAAGAGCUUUCAGCUGCUCGGGCAAGCAUAGCACAGAAAUGGACCAAGCUGCAAGGACUCUCUCAGCAUCAGGCCAUGGUGAAAUACAUGUCCAUUGUAAAGGAGUGGCCGGGUUACGGAUCAACCCUGUUCGAUGUUGAGUGCAAGGAGGGCGGAUUUCCAAACGAUCUUUGGCUUGGAGUCAGCACAGAGAACGUGUCUGUCUACAAACGAGGGGAUCCUAAACCACUAGAAACGUUCCAGUACGAACACAUUGUUUUCUUCGGAGCACCGCAGCCUAACACCUUCAAAAUUACAGUGGAUGAGAGAGAAAUGUUCUUUGAAACAUCCCAGGUGGGUGAGAUAAUAAAGAUCAUGAAAGCAUACAUCAACAUGAUUGUGAAGAAACGCUGCAGCGUCAAAUCGGCCACCAGUGUGGACAGUCGUGCUAGCAUCUGGACUAGGUGAUAUGAAUGCACUGCCACGGGAGAGAGGCAGUUGUUUUAAUGAUUGGUGUUUGCAACUUGCCAGCACAAGUGUAGCAAAGAUGUUUUUUUAAGAACUCCACUUGACUGACUGUUUAAAAACUGAAGUGACAUCUACAGUACCAUAGGAUUUGCACCUCUGCCCAAAGACAUUAAACAGCAACAACCGUUGUUAAAUAUUAAUGGCCCAAAACUUGUUUUCCCCCUUGCUUGUUUGAUGAACAAAGUACCUUAAAGAAGCAACAUCAGAAGCA
Messenger RNA from Nipponia nippon (crested ibis), 6412 nucleotides. Lineage: Eukaryota; Metazoa; Chordata; Aves; Pelecaniformes; Threskiornithidae. The record is from RefSeq and is a predicted model, not a curated record.